Messenger RNA from Cyprinodon tularosa, 1804 nucleotides. RefSeq names its product secreted phosphoprotein 1 (gene spp1). The record is from RefSeq and is a predicted model, not a curated record. The coding region runs from base 172 to 1278 and encodes 368 amino acids. The transcript is spliced from 8 exons. NCBI's taxonomy places the organism in Eukaryota, Metazoa, Chordata, Actinopteri, Cyprinodontiformes, Cyprinodontidae. Gene Ontology annotation, biological process: ossification; cell adhesion.
GAGGUUCGAGGGUUUAAAACCCAACCAGGAGCCUCAGGUUCAGCAGCAGCAUCACCGGACAGCGAACAGGACGGGAAAAAAGGCCAGGAGAUCAAGUAGAGACUUCCAGUUCUGCUGACAUUCUGCAGCUUCUGUUGACUGCAACUAAGUUCUCCACUAAACUGUGACACAAUGAAAGUGGCCGUUGUUUUUGUUCUGCUCUUCGCCACUGUUCUCUGCCGGCCGGCGAGAAAAGUAGCUCAGAGUGAUUCAGACAGCUCUGAGGAAGUGGUGAGAAGACCGGCCAUCAGACGACAUCAGCUGGUCGUUUCCAAGUCACGACAGGAAGUAAUAAAGAACAUUUUAGCAGCAGCUAAGGCCGAAUCAGACGAGAGUGAAGAUACCUCAGAUGAAGCUGAGGAGCCACCGGCCAACGAGGCCCCAGUAGAGGUCAAGGCUGCUGUUGCACUUCCAACUGCAGAUACUGGAUCAGUCAACAGCGAGGACAGUGAAGACAGCGAUGACGAUGAUGAUGAAAAUGAAGAGGAGGAGAGUGAAACAGACGAGGAGGAAUCUGACUCCGACUCACAGUCGGGUGAGUCAUCCACCCCGGUGCCCGUCACCGUCACCCCCAUACCUGGCACCAUCGAGCCGGAAACCACUCCAGAAUACAUCGUCCCGACCAUCGUCACCGAUCCCGAUGCUGGCCGCGGUGACAGUUUGGGAUACCCUGAUGACUACAAGUCCAUCUACUAUGUGGAAGAGAAGUCCUACCACAAGGCUCCCAACCCCUACAAAUCUUAUGAGAUUGUUGGAAAGAAGGUGGCCUACGACAUGACUGGUGGCAACGAGGUGGAGAAAUCCCCCAAAGUUUACAAGGGACAGGCUUUUCAGAUCCACUCUGACCUCAUUGAAGAGGACACCAGCACCCCAGAGGUGGAGACCCAAGGCCUGGAUGCCUCCUCCGGAAUCUCUCAGGACCAGAACGUCAGUCCCCGGCAGGCCGCUCUCCCCGAAGAGGAGGAGAACGCCAGCAGCGGUUCCUCCACCACCAACGAGAGCGAAAGCAGCAGCACUCCAGAGGAGGAGGAGGAAGAGGAAGGAGCUAGCUCCCCAAGCGACAGUGCCAGCGCAGAGUCUGAGGAUGAAGAGAGCCAGAGCAGCGAGGAGGCCACCGCCACGCCUGGAGCUGCUGACACUGAUUCAGAUGAAGACGACAGCGUGGAGAGCGACUCGGAUGAAGAAGGGGCGGGACCCGACAACACCACUGAUGCGCCGGUAGUUGUCACCGCCAAAUAAGGCAUUGGGAAAGGCUGGUGGAUGGUGGUGUAAUCGUCACAUAAAGAGCUGCAUCCUGGAGUAAAGACCUCUCCCUCUCCUCUCAUGAGGCCACUAAAACUGCAGAGUCAAACAGGGAAAACCACAGCGUCAUUAUUAUUUCUAUCUUUAAUGUUCUCCAACAUUAUUUAUCCAAUUAUUUCUGACAAUCUGUACAUAAACCAACCUUACUGCUGUGUGUUUUUUUAGAACAAAGCAAUACCUCCUGCAUUCUGUGGUGUGUCGAGAAACGUCAUGCUUGGUCCCUGAGGGGAGAACAGAGGAUGUUCAAAAUGGCGACUGCUACCUGCUACAGGUUUCACCAACCUCAUGGUGUUAACCCCUGCAGUAACCCCAUUACUGCAGGGCUAAAAGUCAAAACUGCAACACAACAGACAAGGUUAAAUCCUCUUGUCUACACCAGCACACAGUGCAAUUAACAUUUGAUAACUGCUAUUUGCUAACUAUUGUUUUCAGAGCUUUGGUAAUAAAGGAUAAUGAAUCUUUU